Messenger RNA from Arctia plantaginis, 378 nucleotides. The record is from the annotation of a GenBank genome assembly. NCBI's taxonomy places the organism in Eukaryota, Metazoa, Arthropoda, Insecta, Lepidoptera, Erebidae.
AUGACUGCAUGUCGCAUAUCAACGUGUUCGAAUGAAGCGUGCGGUGAAAAUGAUAAGAAAGAUGAUGAAUCGAGAAUUAAAACUCCAUACCACAAACCUUCGAUUUUUACACCGCCCCUUUCCUUGUGCGACAGAAUAAAACUUCUGAAGAGGAAGUGCGUUAGAGCAAUAAAUAUUGUUUAUGCGGCUUCAAGGAAGAUUUACUACAAUGAUCGAUUCACAUGGCAACUGUUAAAAAGUUCAAUUUUAUUCGUUUUGGGUAUGAAAGUCUUUUACGACAUUUAUAGAAUGGACUGGACAGAAAUAAUAAGAGUCAUGAAUCUACUAGUCAUGUUCCGCAUAGUGGUAGAAAUAAUAAAAGACGAUUUCUAUGAAUAA